AUGGUUGGCACUUCGAUUUGGACACGACCCAUCACCCGCUGGGUAUGCCGAAAGAAGACGGAAGGAUUGUCUUCGGAGCACAUUUGUAAACUCUUCAAGGAGGAGAACCCCAAAUGGCUUGUAAAGGAAAUGUCCGUGGGAAGUGUCAAAUACAUUCUAGGGGGCGUUCACGAGUAAGUAUUCUCGAUGUAUUCCAAAGCUGAGAGCCCAGCUGACUAUUAUUUCAGCGGCUAUUUCGGCAAGCGAUCAGAAGGUUGUAAAUGCAGCGAAAAUGAUGAUAGCGAUCGUGAGGAACUUGCUGCUCCAGAGUCGGCGAAUUCAAAUCACGCAAUCGAUCCUCUUCUCCGAUUGAGCGUUGAAAAUCAUGGUGCUUAUUCAUCUCCAUACCAAAACAAGUCAUCUCAAAACAACCUCUAUCAAAAUAAUCCAUAUCAAAACAACCAGAUCAACAAUCAACUGUCCGGUAAUGUUUCUCACCAUGGCUCGGGAUCUCGGGCAUCUUCUAGAGCCAUUCCAGAAGCUAGGAUGGUCUCGGAUAACUCUCAAAAUCUCCAGUCAAACUUUGGUGCUUUGGAUGACGAAUUCGGCAGUGGCAUUGGUCUUCUUCAGCAAUCCAACUUGAACACCCCCUGGCCUGAGGGAGCCGACCCAGCGGUCGUUAACUUCCAUUCACAAGCGAGUGCGACUGCAGCUCAACACGAGGUAUCCCAUAUGGGCGCAGCUUAUCCACCAAAUUCCUGGGGAAACAACUUUACUGGAGGGGGGGCAUUUGAUUUUCAACAGCCUUUCGGUCAGAACAAUCAUGGCAACCAGUUUGCAGGAGAGUCGCCUUAUGGCUUUGGCAUGCUUGAAGAGCAAGAACCACUUACGCCACGCUUUGAGUAUCCGCCUCCACCAGAUGCAGUUACACCGCCAGAUGAGGUUAUGGGUCAACAUAACCGUAGACAAAAGGCAGCCGAACAGUCUGAGACUUUGAAGAAGCUUGCCGAGAAACAAGAACGAGCCCGCAUGAUGACAUCGAUGGGUAGACAAAUCCCAAACAACAAUACGCCCGUUUAUAUGGGAACCUCCCCCAACCAAAUGCCCUUGAUGGGAGGCGUCUCAUACCAAAUGACCGAUGCAGGCAAUGGUUUUCAACAAGGUCUUGGUAGCAUUGGGCCACCAAUUUCGUACCCUCAACAGUUCGCAACGACUGCCAACUCCGUUGAAGCUCAGCAUAUGCAAGGUCCACAGACUGGUAAUUCUCUGCAACAGCAACAAAUGCCAGAUCAAGGACACGGGGUGCCAUUGGGUAGCAGUCAGAAGGAGUAUUUGGCCCGAGUUGUCAAUCAAGCUAAGCUAAGUAAGCAAGGAGGUCCUGCUCUUAAUCCAUUUUCACCACCGGCAGUUGUUCCAUCAAGCCAAGCCCAACAGCUUCUCUCCAUGGGAUCUCAACAAAACAUUCAAACUGGAAAUGCUACCUUGACAGCGUCGCAACGCCGUACCUUGGCUCAAAAUCGUAAGCAGCUCCACUCUAAAGGUAGUAAUGGAGGCUCUCAGAUCGCUACUGGUACUUUGUCUGGAUCCACAACCGCAAAUCCUCCAGCAAAGGCAACUCGCCGUGCACCAGCGAAGCCCAUUAACAAUUCAAACCUGGCAGCACCUCCAACAACCAAUGCCUCCUCGGCAACCGCGCGACGCUCGUCAUCUGCCAGAAAUGCCGCCUUUUUGCGAGCUGAAUCUGGUGAAAAUGCGCUCAACAAUGAAAGACCGGUUGAAAUUCAGAGCCCUUUUGUCGUUGGAAAAAUUUCGCUUCCUGAGAAUCCCCAGGACGAAAUAUAUGUUGAGCCAGUUUGCGCAACCCCAAUUCAGGAUAACCAUCUUAUUGUCCUCCGGAACCCCGCAAAGCCCCAACAAAAGCUCGUUGACUGGUUGAAGACUGUAGGUGGGCAUGGAUACGUAAUGCUGCCACGACAAAAGCUGCCUGGAUUUCAAGCAUUACAAGCUACUCGAGCUGAACAAUCCAACUACGCCAUUAUGCAGGGACAACAAAAUAUCCACUUCGCAUUUCAACAGGCGCACCGCCAGAUUUUGGGUAGCUCUCAACCAGAUCUUCAACAAACCCAAAACGCCUCUCAAAGUCUCGCUUCUAUCGUAUCCCAAGAAUCCGCUCUUGGCUUUGUCUCGCACAACACUCCACUGAUGCCCUCGCCAGCAUUUACCCCACAAGAAGCAUCGAGUCCCCAGCAACAAACAUCGAUGAAUCAGCAAGAACCUUCCUCCCUGCCUUCACCACAAGUUCAACAUUCUACACCAGGCAGCAAGCGUCCCCGGGAAGAUUAUUCUGAUGAUGUACAGCACCCUGGCAAACGUUUGAAGGCACUGGUACUCUCUGUGGUAUCAGCAGCAGAGCCUGUUGAAGAAGACUUGGGAGAAGGAAAUUGGUUGGAUGACGAUGAAUGGCUCGUCUAA
Messenger RNA from Hymenoscyphus albidus, 2451 nucleotides. NCBI's taxonomy places the organism in Eukaryota, Fungi, Ascomycota, Leotiomycetes, Helotiales, Helotiaceae. The record is from the annotation of a GenBank genome assembly.